GGGGCGUCUCCGAGCUCUGGGUCUGCGGGUGGGAGAGAGGCUCGAGCAGGAAGGACCUGGCCGGCCACGCCGCUGACCUCUCCGCUGCGCCAGCCGCAGCCUGCUGCACCCCCUCGGAGCAUGGCCCCUCGCUGACAGGGCUGGCCGAAGUUCAACGCAGAGCAAGCCGGAGGAACUUCUCCCUGGGUCAAAUGGCGACUGCAAACAAGGGCACCAAGUCCAAGUCCAAAGUGGGGGGUGUCCGCUUCGCCCCGCCCCAACCGGCAGAGGGGACUUCCAGCCACGUGCACUUUGACGAGAAGCUCCACGACUCUGUGGUCAUGGUCACCCAGGAGAAAGAUGGGAGUUUCUUGGUGAAGGUUGGGUUCUUGAAGAUCCUGCACAAGUACGAGAUCUCUUUCCUCCUGCCCUUCGUGCAGCGGCUGGGGAACGACGUCUGUGCCGCUCAGCUGGCCAACCUGCAUCUCCGCGUGACCAGCAUAGCGGCUGGAUCGGAAGGUUACAACAUCAAAUGCGAGUACACCGCCCACAAAGAAGGGGUCCUCCGGGAGGAGAUUGUGCUCCACAGCCAGACCAAUGACAAAGUCUCCCUCAAGGUGGUCGUGCAAGCCAGGGUGAUGGACCGCCACCACGGCACCCCCAUGUUGCUGGAAGGGGUGAAGUGUAUCGGGGCCGAAGUGGAGUGCGACUCAGAGCAGAGCGAGUGGCAUGGCUUCGACUAGGCCUGCCCACCUCCUCCUCCUCCUCGGCAAACCCGCUCGUCCUUCAAAGGGUUUUCUAUGUAUAAAUAUUUUCCGGUUAUAAAGAGCUUGAAAUGAAAACUCCCACCCCAAAUGUUCGCUGCCUGCCUGACGCAGAUCGUGCUUGUUUCGUGCCCACCCCCAUGGCGCUUGUCUUGUGGGCUUUUGGGGGUGCUGCGCUUUAUCCCCACCCCACCCUCCCACUGGUUUCGAAAAGGCCGUUCUGUGGCAUAAGGCGAGAGCCGUCUCUCCUGCCUUAAAUCUGCGUCUGUGGGUGUGUGGCUUUUUGUCUAAAAGACAAGCGGGUGCACAUGCGUGGGGGACCCCUGUCCCCCCCGAGACCAGUUGUGUGUGUUGAUUUUCCUUCAGGUUUUAGCAUCGUUUCGCUGCCUGCAAAAGCGUUUCCUGCAGCCGUCCUUUUGCAAGGGCUGCGCCUCGCCGAGGGCAUCUCCUUGGCUCAGUUUCCCAAGGCCUGCGGAGCUUGCAAAAGGGGUGCAGAGCGGCCGAGGCCAGCAGCCAUCUCAAAACAGCCAGCAACUGGCUGCUCCCGAACAGCUGCUCAGUGCUGAAAGGCUGCUUGGAGGAGGAGAAAUCUGUGUUCCUUCAGGCGUUUGGAUAACUUAAGGUUAGAUAGCUGGGGAUUACUUAGAGGAGCCUUUGCCAAGCUGGCGCCCUCCUGAUGUCUUUGGACCGCAGCUCACAGCUGAUGGAAGUUCUAGUCUAAAGCAUCUGGAGAGCGCCGGCUUGGUGAGGCUGACUUAGGGCUGCAUCAGUUGCUGGGGACCAAUUUUACACAGCCGCCUGGCCUUUGGGUCGGGUGGUCUCUCUCCUUUUGCCUCCCCCUUCCCCAUCCUCAGGGCAAACAAGCCUUCACUUUCCCAGGAAGGUUCCUCCAGGCAGAUCAGCCUCUGGCAGAGAAAGGAUGGCCACGUCUGCCAAACAAGGCAGCCCGUUAUUUCUACUUUGAGCGGGAAAGUUGGGGCAGCCCCCAAAGGAGAAAAAGCUGCCCGGUUGCCCUGCAAGAGUGCCCCCCCCCCAACUCUUGUUUCUGCUUUGCUGUCGCCUGAGAAGGCUUAUUCCUUCCAAUGGCUUGAACCCUCUGUUGCCUUUCCAGAGAUGCCCCGUGCGAAUCUCUUCUUGUUGCAAGCCAUAUGGUGUCUUGAAAUCCCUGCGUCACAGAAAACCUGUGAUUUGUUAUCUCUUCCUUCCUGCUGCAGUUGGUUUGUUUUUUUUAACGUCUUUUUCGUAUUCAAGAUUUGGACCCUCUGCUCCUGACACACACUGCCAUUUCCUAGUGAAAUCCACCCACGGCCAUUAGAAUGAGGUGGUGGCGUGGCUUAAGAGGGCAGGCUGGAGAGCUUUGACUUUUGGAUUUCGCCCCAAACCCCAAAGCGGUUCCCUGCAACUGGAAAAGUAGCUCUUCAGGGAGCGAGGCUGCCAUAGACUGAUGUGCUAGAUUUUUACUUUCUUCUCCUUUCUCUUUUAAAUUUUAUUUUAAGUUUUCCACUACCUGCAGCAGAACCUCCUGUUUUUGAAAUAAAAUAUCUGCUCCAGCCCCAUAACUAGACCCCUGCCCUCUCAGGAGCAGCAGGGAGGUGAGGGCGCAGGAUGAGACGCAAGGCUCAUCCAUUCUCCAUGGCUGACACCUGUUUCAUCUGUCUGAGGUGGGCACCACUCCACCCCUCCAGUGUUGCUGGACUCCCAUUGUCCCUAACCAUUGGGCCACGCUGUCUCAGGCUGCUGGGAGUUGAAGCCCAUCAACAUCUGGAGAGCUGCAGAUGUUCUGUUCACUUGUUGGAGCCUUGUCUUUAAACAUGGCGCUUCCUCUCUCAGAUGUGUUUUCUUAACCAUUCUCUUUUCUCUCUUUUUUUCUUUUUUAAAAAAGAUUCAUAGUACAAAGACCAGGAAUGUGAUAUACUUAAGAAAGAAACCAAUGGGUUUUUUAUGUGCCUAUAUACAUAUACAUAUAUACAGAUAUAUAUAUAUUCAAAUAAAGUUGUGUGUUUUGGGGGUUUUUUAAAAGCAAAAAAAAUCUCUAAAGGAAAACAAUAAACUUCAGUUGGAACAAAAAAACAACCUUACUCUGGUGUCUGUGUGGAAUGACUGGGGAUGAAGUUGGGGUUUUAAGUUUUCUCUUUUGCAAUGAGGUCCUUUGUCCGUGGCAUCAAGACCCUCUGCAACCAUCUACCCCCCAGCCUGGGGCCUUCCAGGUGGACUACAACUCCCAUCAGGCUGUGCUCCCAUCAGUACCGCAGAGCGCCUGAAGGGGGCGCCAGGUUGGCAAAGUCUGAAUCUUAUGGGUGGGAGACCAGGAGUUGCUCUGCUGCCACCUACAGGCUGGAGCCCAGCCCAGCAUCUCUUCCGGAGCCUCGUCUAGGUCAGUGGUCCCCAAACUGAGUGGGGGAGGGUGUGUGGUUUCCCCAUUGUUCUUUAUCAUGCAUUUUGUGUUUUUAUUUUUUAUUUUUUACGUUGCGAGCCAUCCUGAGAUCUACAGAUGAAGGGCAGCACACACAUUAAAUAAAUAAAGUAAAACUAAGAGGCAGGGGGGGGGGGGCAUGACUAGCAGACCUUGAAAAGCUGGUAUGGCUGGGUCAUCUCUUACUAUUCGAUAUUUAUUUAUACCUUGCCCUCUUCCCUGACGGGGCUCAAGGCAGCUUACAGAUAAAAACCAAGAAUUGCUCAAACAUAGAAACAAACAAACAAACAUUGCAAAACAAUUUAUCCUGGGAAGAAUAAUUAAAACUAUACACACAUCUAGUUUGCUGAAAUAAGCAAACUAGCUUCAGUUGGGCUUUGAAUAAAUGUUGCAAUUAAUGGUUGUUGUUUCAAAUGUUUACUAUCUUCCUUGAUGGGUUGUGCAAACCGCUAUUCCAGAUCCUGCUUUUCGUAGGGGAGGCCCUGGGGAUGAGUCUGUGGUACCAAGACGGCCACGGCCUCCAAAACUUUGGGGACCCCCUGAUCUAGUUUGUUCAGGGUCAGGCAGCAAGAAAGCAAGUCAUUUUACCUGUUGUUAAUUCUCAUUUCAGUGCCCCAAAAUCCCUCCUGCACGUGUGACAUAGCUUUCCUGCAGAUUGCUGGUCCUCCUGGCAACCCAAGCCACCCUCCCUCUGGCUGACGGAGGCUCCCCAGCAAUGGAAAGUCUUCCCCAACCAUCAUUGCAGGGGGUUGGACUAGAUGACCCUCGGGUCCCUUCCGGUCUUAGAGUUCUAUGAUUCAGGAAGCCAAGAGUAGAUCUGUCUGCCAAGCAUUCCUCCUGCCUGACCAAGGAAUUGUAGAGUUGGAAGGAACCCCCCCCCCAAAA
Zootoca vivipara (common lizard) is the source of this 4041-nucleotide messenger RNA. The record is from RefSeq and is a predicted model, not a curated record. Lineage: Eukaryota; Metazoa; Chordata; Lepidosauria; Squamata; Lacertidae.